AUGGGAACCCAGCUGGAGACAUCGUCGGCCGUAGGGACUACGACUCCCAAGUUCUCGCGUUAUCGAUCCGUGCGCCGUGCUGCAGCUGAGGAGCAGAAACAAUGCGCGGGGGAAGGCGCCCCUGCCAAAUCUCCCAGUGCAAGCAUCGCUCGGAGCAUGUCGCGCUAUCGUCGACAAAAGCCCGCAACAGCAACGACGACGACGACGCCAGAGGCAGAUCAUCCUCCAGUGCCUGCGUUGCCGCCGUCGAUCCAAGUGCCACAGCCAGUAGCGACACCCAAUGUUAGCAGCGCCUCCAAAUUCUCCGGACAGGCGCAAGAUACACGAGCAGUCCAGAAGACGCGCCUCAAUGGCACGCCGAAUAUCAAUAAACCCACCAGCAUAGAUGAUGACUCGUCAGACGACGAAGACAAGCUCUCAGAGGCCGAGAAAUCUCGCAUGAGAGAGGAAGCCAUGAGGAAGCUGACAAUGGCAGAACGGCCCAGGACAGCUUCAGCAAUCCCACAGGCCAGCCAAUCAAAGGCGGAACACAAACGGGCGUCUUGGAAGGACAAACUUGGCCUGCCAAAUCACAAAAGCGCUGCACUUCCAACUGCAGAUUCUGAAAACAUGGACUCGGGGACACACACGCUUGCGCCUGGCAUUGACGCGCCUGUGUCUGCCGUCAAUGCUGGCGAGAGAAGAGUCCUGGUCAAGUACAGGUCUAGCUCUAUCAAGCUGCCAGUGACGCCAACCACGCGCGUCAAAGAGAUCAUCUACUCUGCAGCCAACUGCUUCUCUGAGCGCGUCGAUCCCAAGAGCGCCAUCAUCGUCGAGUCCUUUUCGCCUCUGGGUCUCGAGCGGCCUUUACGCCGUUACGAACACGUGCGAGAUGUGCUCAACUCGUGGUCGGCAGACCAUGCUAAUGCUCUGGUCAUUCCAGACUCUCCAUUUGCAGGUGCCACUCAAAGGCUCGAGCUGAGCGCCGUCCUGGCCGCAGCACAGCCCAAGGACGCGAAAUUUCAGCUCUACCAUUCUUCCAAACCCGGGAAAUGGGACAAACGCUACAUCACCUUACGUGCUGACGGCCAGGUCGUGCUGUCGAAGAAAUCAGAUGCGAAGGAAAAGGACUUUGUAAACAUUUGCCACAUGUCUGAUUUUGACAUCUACACGCCGACUGCUCGCCAGAUCUCCAAGAGCAUCAGACCUCCCAAGAAGAUUUGCUUUGCUAUCAAGAGCCAACAGAAGUCGUCCAUAUUUAUAUCAACGGAGAACUUUGUGCAUUUCUUCGCAACCAAUGACUCGAUGCUGGCAGAGGGUUUCCAUGACGCAGUACAUGGCUGGCGCAGCUGGUACCUUGUGCACGUCCUGGGAGUCGGGCAGAAACAGGCAGAAGCAGCCAAUGCCAAUGCCAAUGCGAACGGAACUGCGAAAGAGUCGUCAACUCACCAACGCCAUGUCUCCACCGAUUCUGUCUCCUACCAGCUAGGCUCGUUUAAGCCAUUGAUCGAAUUCGGGCGAAACAUAGACCCGGCCAUUGCGACAGCGCCAGAGAAAACAGACAGCACGUCGUCGACUCGAGACAUGUUCUUGCGGAAGAAGAAAGCACGAGACCACGCGCCACCCCCCAGUUCCUUUCCUGUGAACGUUCCCACACUCGACACAAACACAAAACCCGAGCCUCUAUCUCCUACGCACGAUGAUGACUCUCCCUUUUCCCCAGACAGUCUUCUCGGCCGAACAUACAGCCAGCGCCAGACAGCUCAGCGCGAGCGAGAGGCCAAAGAAGCGGAGGAAACCGGCCCAUUUCUGGCCCAAGGCCUGCUCAAGAAUCUGAGUCCAACCAAUUCCGAACCGCCAUUCAGCAACCCCUCAUCAUCUAGUCGACAAAACAGUCGAUCAAACACGAUACGCUCACAUCAGGAAGGCGGCCUUUCGCAGAGUCGCUCGAACUCUGUGCGUCAAAAGGCCAAGCCACUCGUUGAUCUCACGCCCACUUACAGAGAGCCCCCUCAACAUGUACGCAAGGGACACGGCGUCAAGAUCGACGCAGGAAUCCCGCUUGUCGAAGCAGCCACUGGUCUAGAACCCGUUCCCGGCAUGCCUGCGAUUCCCUCGGCUACAACGUGGCGACGCGAAGAGACCGCGGCUCGCCCAACCACUGCCUCUGCCUCUGCAGCAGCAGCAGCAGCAAAUGAAUCUUCGUCCGCUUCGAUCUCGAGUCGUCGUCGCGCCAACACGGUGAAAGGCCAGCAGCAGCAUCAUCAUCACUAUCCCCAAAAUGGCUAUGCGAGUGUAUCAGAUGUUGCUAUGCCGUUCAUGCCCAACGGUCUCAUAGCACUUUCCAGCGGCAAUAAUAAUACAGCUAACGCGCAGGCAAAUAGUACGAGCAUUGGCCGGGGCGUUGCUACUGGCGAUCGCCAUGCGACUCGUCCGCUGCUGGAUUUGAAUCCUCAUAGCCAGUUUGUGGAGGGCAGUUUGUUGCGAAACAUAGAGCGAAAUCAAUGA
Messenger RNA from Talaromyces atroroseus, 2487 nucleotides. RefSeq lists its product as hypothetical. The transcript has a single exon. The record is from RefSeq and is a predicted model, not a curated record. The coding region runs from base 1 to 2487 and encodes 828 amino acids. Lineage: Eukaryota; Fungi; Ascomycota; Eurotiomycetes; Eurotiales; Trichocomaceae.